Styela clava is the source of this 5388-nucleotide messenger RNA. RefSeq lists its product as uncharacterized. Lineage: Eukaryota; Metazoa; Chordata; Ascidiacea; Stolidobranchia; Styelidae. Gene Ontology annotation, molecular function: tubulin binding; tubulin-glutamic acid ligase activity. Gene Ontology annotation, biological process: protein polyglutamylation; microtubule cytoskeleton organization. The record is from RefSeq and is a predicted model, not a curated record. Gene Ontology annotation, cellular component: ciliary basal body.
AUUGGAAUAUGCACUGCCAAUUGUAAAUAUGAGAGCGUUCGUCGCGUGAGUCGAAGAUUUGGUAUGAAAGAAGUACCAGAAGAUGGAGAAGAUUGGACAGUUUAUUGGACAGAUUAUUCUGUAUCAUUGGAGAGAGUUAUGGAAAUGAAAAGAUUCCAGAAAAUCAACCAUUUUCCUGGAAUGAAUGAAAUAUGUCGAAAAGAUCUUCUUGCAAGAAAUCUUAAUCGUUUAUAUAAAUUAUUUCCGAAAGAUUAUUGCCUUUUUCCAAAAUCAUGGUCUCUGCCUGCCGAUUACAGUGAUUUUCAAGCUCACUGCCGAACUAAGAAAAACAAGACGUAUAUUUGUAAACCUGAAAGUGGUUGCCAAGGUAAAGGUAUCUUCAUAACAAGAAACCCUAAAGAUAUAAAACCAGGAGAACAUAUGAUUUGCCAACAAUAUUUAACAAAGUGUUUCACUAUUGACAACUACAAAUUUGAUUUGCGAAUUUACGUUCUUGUAACAUCAUGUGAUCCACUGAGAAUAUUCGUUUACAAAGAAGGUCUCGCUCGUUUUGCAACGAAGAAAUAUCAGGAACCCAACAACCAUAACAUGGAUGAAGUUUGCAUGCAUCUCACGAAUUAUGCUAUCAAUAAAAACAGUGAUGAUUUUGUUCGAGACGAUGAUUCGGGAAGCAAAAGAAAAUUAGCAGCAAUUAAUCAGUGGUUGGAUGAACAUGGUUACGACACUGCUAAGAUGUGGGCUAAUAUAGAGGACGUCAUCAUCAAGACUUUAAUAUCCGCUCAUCCAAUAUUGAAGCAUAAUUACAGAACUUGUUUUCCAAAUCAUUUAAAAGGAAGUGCUUGUUUUGAAAUAUUGGGAUUUGAUGUUUUAUUGGACAAAAAAUUAAAAGCAUGGAUUUUGGAGGUCAACCAUUCUCCGUCUUUUCACACUGAUGCAAAACUAGAUAAAGAAGUGAAGGAAGGUCUUUUAUACGAUACUUUUAAUUUACUCGAUUUGCGCUCGAUCGACCGAAGGAAAUGUUUGGAAGAAGACAGAAAAAGAGUGAAAGAACGUCUUCUCGCUAAACCCAAAUCAAGAGAAUCCAAGCUUGAAGAAAUGAAAACGAAUCAAAUGCAGUAUUUGGAAGUCAUCACUAAAUAUGAAGAUCAACAUAUGGGCGGGUUUCGCAGAAUUUAUCCUGGCCCCGGUGCGGAAAAAUAUGAUAAAUAUUUUGAGAAUAGUUGUUCUUUGUUCCAAACGACAGCAGCUUCAAAAGCACGAGAGGAGGCCGCUAAAGCUCAACGAGAGGAAAUUCGAAUAAAGCAAGAGAAAAAAGAUGCCAUGAUGAAGGGACGACCUUAUAAACCAGAUAUAAAGAAGGAGGCAGGAGAAGCAGGGGGCGAUAAGAAGCGUCGUUCGAUACCUGGUGUUGUUCCAUUCAGACAUCGACCUGCCACGAGAAGAUUAACAACUGGUCAUCAGAUGAGAUCGCGUUCUCCAGAUGAGAUUUUGCCUCCACUCGAUACAAGUAAACCACUCGAUAUAUCUGAGGAUGAGGAACUUGAGAGAAUAAGUUCAUUAUUACAACGAGACAGUCUUGUUCGAAGCCUUGGUGUUGUGGAACAAGUUCAUAGGUUAUUACACAGCACACCUGGUACAACAGGACUCGUGAAAAGCAUGGUUCCUCAUGGAGAAUUCGGAGAUGGACCAAGGUUGAAUGGGAUCUCAAUACCUGGAAUUUUAAUGAACUCCGCUCUUCGUGUCCAACCUCAUCCUCCUAUGUUGUCAAGCAGCGGGGCUCGUAACCAUAACAACCCACCAUAUGGUAUGAUAACUAUGACUCAGUACCAAGCUGCCUCAGCAUUAGCCCCAACUCGGCAAAGGGUAUUGGGACAACUGACAAAUGUGCCAGCGGGAACAACGGGUGGGUCAAAUAACCCAGGACAAUUAUAUUCAAUAACAAGUAUUGGGCAUAGCAGCGCCCCACAUCGGCAUUCAAGGUACAUGGCAGUGAACAGCUUCAACCAACCUGCGAAUGGGUUUUACGGAAAAUCCAUCGGAAAAAUCAAUUCUUCAAAAACUUAUGUGAUACCUGAUGGACAAGUAAAUUUGGCAAAUCACAAUAUUCUUGCUCGAAAUGUUGGAAGCUCAAUAAAUAGUCAAAACUCAGGUCUUUCAGCAUCAAAAUUUGCAUAUCGUCAAAAACAUGACGGUACUGUGGAAUGGAAAUUGGAUAACGCAGCUGUAGCUUUUCAAGAUAAAAACAGAAGAGUUUAUAGUGCUGGUGUACGAAACAGAGAAAAUUCAGCUACACGUGGACAUAGUGGGCAUUCGAACUCAGGAAACGAAAGACAAGGAUCAGGAUAUAUCAAUGCUGGUGGUGGUAAUGAUGCAAACACCAACGGUUUACCUAGUGUUAUAAAGGUCACAGCUGCAAAUAAUGAUCUGAAUUUGUCUGUUGUGUCUGGUCCUGCCCCUGUAGCUCACCGAUCAGAAUUACUCGGAGGUGUUUUAGAAAAAGCAACUGUUAUACCACCAGGAAGUAGAAGCAAUUUGGACAGUCCUAUUCCUUCCUUAAGAACAACAAAAUCUGAACGAAUUAGAGGAGCAACAAAUAACUUAAGAAUAAAGCAACUUGAACUGCGUGAAAACCGAGCCACUGUGAUUAGUUGAACAAUAGUAAUGAUUCUCAACAAUGACUUGCAACUAUUAACAUAAAAAGGUUCCAACAAUAUACACCUGUGUCAUGCCUGAAAUGUAAAUAACUCGACUUUGAAUACUUAGGCCAUGUAUGGAUCAUGUUAGGUAUAUCAUAUUUUACCACUGAAGAACAAACCAUAUUUUCUUCCAUUUUUGCCAAAAAAGUGUUUCCUACCACUUUUCUGUGUUUUCAUAAUAAUUUUACCUGGUAUUUUUUAUGUAUGUUACCUUGAUAUAUGACGUCAUAAUAAUGUGACGCCAUCACACUUUUUUAAUGUUUCAUCAAAUUAAAACGGUACAAUUUUGCAUGCGAAUUAGUGUCGAAUUCACUACAUCCAUUUCAUGCACAAAAUUUAGUGUGUAUGGUAAAAAUUAAUAUUUCCAAAUGAUUUUGUUUUAUAUUACACACCUUCAUCACACCCAUCAAUUACGUCAGCGUUCAAAACAAAUUUGCGAAUAAAAAAUAGAGAUUUUUAUAUCACAAAAAGGAAAUAAAAUACUAUUAGUGAUUAUAACAGCAAAACAAGACAAUCUUUUGUUUUACUGAUAACAUAUCUAUCAUGUAUGGGCCAAAAUAUAUAUGGCACCUGAUAAUCGAUUUAUAUAUUGUCUAAGCUCGAUCUGAGAAAAUUUUAAAAAUUGCAAGUUUGCAAAUUACUUUAGCGGAAUUUUGCCGCUGGCUGAAUUCAGUGACGUAAUGUUAGGAUUGUAUUUAUAAUGAAAACAAGGUUUCUUCAUUCAAAUUUUCCAUAAAAACAUUUUUUUGGCAGCGAAUCCGCUAUCAAACAAAUUUUGUUAGCUAAUUUCUUAAAUAAAAUGGUAGAUUUAGGGUUUGACGUUAAAAAAAAUUCGUCCAAGUAUUGAAUUCCCCAAUUUAAAGUAACUUUGUCCCAUAAUGAGAUUCCCUGACGCAUACAGCAAACGGUCAGGAGUUACGUUUUAAAUUAUUAGCUUAUUAUCGUUUGCUAUUUUGACUAUUUUACACAAAAAUGGCGUUUUUUUUUUUCAUUUUUGCAUUCCCUCUACCCAAAAAAAUUUCGAGACGAGUCAACUGACGUUUAGAAGCGUCUACUUCUAAAUAUUUUCGCCACACACCCUAAACGAAAUACGUUUUAUUAUGCAUUAAAUAAACGGCAUCCAUAAUUGAUAUGAAUUCUCACGCAAAAGACUACAAUUUUCGUCCUAAACAAACUCACGGUAGUCCAUAGUAUCCGUACACGCUGAGCGUCUGUCAACAUAACGAUAUUUGCUAGGAGGCUGCAGGAAUUUAGAGCAAUUUGAGCAAAUUUUUAAUCCGUAAACAUUUACUAGGAUUUAUAUAUUGACUGUGGAUGGUAGCGAGCAGCCUGAAAUGCUUUUGUACCGAGGUUUAAUAUAAAACGAGUUUUAGAAUCAGGAUCAGGGGUUUUAAACGGGGUUUCGUCGCACCCUAACGUCCCGCCAGUAGCCUACUGUCCAGGGGUUCCGCAACUUUCCAUAGGUGGUAUAUCGUGAUAAAUGUAUAAUGUUUGAAUAUAAUACUAUAUAAAUUAUUAGGUCUGUUGCUAUUAUUAUACGUACCACACUUUGAAGAUGAUUUUGUUUUGCCAGUAUUAGGUUUGCUUAUUUGAAUAUUGAUAGUUUAUACAACUCUGACAAUAGAAGACAAUCCACAGGUUUUUUUAAGUACUAGUAAGGAAAAAAAAAAUGAAAAUCUAGAUUUUUGUUUGUGUAUAAUUGUACCCAACAGUUUCAAUAAUCUAGGACGUUUUGCAUAAAAGUUAUGUUUUCUCUGGAAUAUGUUCCAAAUGAACUUAGUUUAUUUUUUGGCGAAUACCAUUACAAUACAAUUGGGUAUAAUAAUAAAUUGGUGAUACACAUACGCCUUGCGAUUUUAGUUUUAAAAUUAUUGGUUACAUACUUUGAUAUUUUGUAUAGUAACAAUGUUACAAUUGGUAAACUUGUAAGUUUUAUAUUGCACCACUUUAUUGAGAUGUCCAAAUAAUAUACUUGUUUCGGAGAAAACGCGACAAUAUCAUUUUUCUUGAGAUCAAAUCAGAUGAAUCAGAUCAAAAAUAUGAAAUUUCUGUAUUGUAUUUCACAAAAUAAUACUAUUUAUUUCAUUUUACUAUAAAACAUGGCAUCGGAUAAAAUUGCAUUUAUAAAAUUUAUCGGACAAAAUUAUAGGUAAUAUUACAUUUAGUUUUUCGCCGCACAGAAAUAAUUAUUAUUUAUAAUGUCGCGCAUUACCACGAUACAUACAUAUAUAUUACCUUCAACGUGUUUUCUGUCAUAUUUCUUAUUCAGAAAUUUUCGACAGUUUUGCGUAUUUUUACAUUUGAUAUGAUGUGUAUCUGCAAUCACUUAUGAGUGAGUUCCUGCUGGGUUAGGAAAAACUCAAUGUUCUCAAUUGACCACCGAAUCAAGUUUUAUAUCGCUUGAGGUAUAAAGUGUGCGCUAAGAUUAAUAAAUUCAACUGCGCAACCUGCAUUCUUAGAUAAUUAGAACGUUCAGUCCAUAGAGCGCACUGAGUUUAAUUUAUUUUCGUUUAUUCACUUUAGUAAUUGUACAUCUGCACUGUGAUUGGUAUUUUUUUUUGUUUGCCACCCUGUUAAAAAUAUCGUCUAUGUAUUUAAAUCUUGUUUUCUUCUUCAUUUCUUUGGUUGGAUUAUUAGUUGACAAGAAGUCACGAGUUCUUCCUCACUGUAGAACAAUAUUUAUUUUUUGUUU